This is a messenger RNA of Sphenostylis stenocarpa, 1878 nucleotides long. The record is from the annotation of a GenBank genome assembly. NCBI's taxonomy places the organism in Eukaryota, Viridiplantae, Streptophyta, Magnoliopsida, Fabales, Fabaceae.
AUGAACGAACAACUCACGCUGCUCUGUCUCUUUAUCUUCUUCUUCUCAUUUCUCAGCGUGGUCUUCUCCGGCGACGGAGAGAAAAACCCGUUUACGCCCAAAGCCUACGCGAUUCGUUAUUGGGACAAAGAGAUCCGCAGCACGCUGCCGAAGCCGCAGUUUCUUUUGUCGAAAGCGUCGCCCCUGGGGGCGGUGGAGUCCGCGGCUUUUGUGAAACUCGCCACUCAGAACGCGCUCACCACGCGGCUGCCGGAAUUCUGCGCCGCCGCGAAGCUCCUCUGCUUCCCGGAAGUGGGGUCCAGCCUCGAGAAGCACGACAAGGACGCGAACUUCGCUGUGUACAGAGACAAGAACUUCACCAACUACGGGACGGGUCGACCCGGGGGACUGGACUCGUUCAAGAACUACUCCGAGGGAGAGAAUAUUCCAGUGAACGAUUUCCGGCGCUACAGCAGGGACUCUGCCGGGCACAAGGACAGUUUUUUGAGCUAUGGCACCGACGGGAACGUGGUGCAGCAGAGCUUCCACACCUACGCCGCCGGAGCCACCGGCGGCGCAGGCGAGUUCAAGGGCUACUCCGACGAGACCAACGUCCCGAACCUAGAUUUCACCUCCUACUCCGACGAUGCCAACGGGAGAACCCAGUCGUUCACUUCCUACUCCGAAAACGGCAAUGCCGGGCAGCAAUCGUUCUCCUCGUACGGAAAAAAUGGCAACGGUCCGACCAACGCGUUCAACUCGUACGGGACAGAGUCCAACGUUGUCGGCUCCGGGUUCUCCAACUACGCCGAAACCGCAAACGCCGCUAACGACACCUUCAAAGGCUACGGCGUGGACAUGAACAACCCCACCAACACGUUCUCGAACUACGCCGCCGGCGGCAACGGCGCCAGCGAGAAGUUCUCCAAUUACCGCGACAAGGCGAACGUGGGCGCGGACUCCUUCACCUCGUACGCGAAAUCAGCGAACACCGGCGACAUCGGUUUCAGCAGCUACGGGAAAUCCUUCAACGAAGGCACCGACGCGUUCAUCUCGUACGCGAAAUCCUCUAGCAGUGAAACGAAGGUGGGUUUCACCUCCUACGGAGUGAACAACACCUUCAAGGAGUAUUCAAAAGAAGGUGCCACAAUCUCGUUCGCGAUGUAUACGAACGUGAGCACGACGCUGAGCGUUUCGGUUUCGGCGGCGAGUGGCAAAAUGGUAAAUAAGUGGGUGGAGGCGGGUAAAUUCUUCAGGGAGAAGAUGAUGAAGGAAGGGACGGUGAUGCCGAUGCCUGACAUAAGAGAUAAAAUGCCGGAAAGGUCGUUUUUGCCCCGGAGCAUUUUGUCCAAAUUACCGUUUUCGGUUUCCAAGAUCGAGGACUUGAAGCGCGUGUUCCGAGCCUCCGAUAACGGUUCCAUGGAGAGCAUGAUGCGCGAGAGCUUAGAGGAAUGCGAGCGUGCGCCCAGUCGCGGCGAGACAAAACGGUGCGUUGGAUCUUUGGAAGACAUGAUCGACUUUGCCACAUCCGUUCUAGGGCGUAACGUCGCCGUUCGAAGCACGGAGAACGUGAAGGGGUCGAAGAAGAGUGUGAUGGUGGGGCCCGUUACGGGAAUCAACGGUGGUAAAGUCACCCAAUCCGUGUCCUGCCACCAGAGCCUGUUCCCAUACCUGCUAUAUUACUGCCACGCGGUUCCUAAGGUUCGGGUCUACCAAGCGGAUCUUCUCGACCCGAAAUCCAAGGUCAAGAUCAACCGCGGCGUUGCCAUCUGUCACUUGGACACCUCCGAUUGGAGCCCCACCCACGGAGCCUUUCUCUCCCUCGGGUCCGCCCCGGGUCGGAUCGAGGUUUGCCACUGGAUCUUCCAGAACGACAUGGCGUGGACCAUUGCCGAUUGA